AUGUUUAUCCUCAAAUUACUGAGACAAAUUGCAAGAAUCAUCUCAACAAGUAACACUAAUACUUGUGAUAUCUCAAUACUCAAGUAUAAAAUGGUCUAGCCCUAAUAAAUCAGUUGUUAUAACAUCUAUUGUUGGAGUAGGAGACAUGGCGGAAGCGGAAAUAUUAGAACUUUUCGAGCUCCAUUAUUCGGAUCUGAAGCUCUUAGCUUCAUCAUCGUCGUCAUCAAAAGAAGACGUAGAGAGGCUGGAAACAAUAAGGGCAAAUAUAAUGGAAAGUCUGGGUCCGAGAGGCCCAGGUCUGCUCUCAGUCACCGGUGUCCCAAAGGCUCCUAUCCUGCGCAGAAACCUCCUCCCCCUCGGCCGCAACCUUGCCCUUCUCAACCGUGAUCAUCGCAAACGCAUUUUCAAGGAGCACAACUUGGGUAGUGAUGUUCCAUUGAAGAACCCAGAUAGAAAUGUGUCAUCUUCCGCUAUGCAACUUAGAUAUGAACAAGGCGGGGAAUUGGAUGAACUUUUGAGUUCAGACCAAGAUUUACCAGAUGAUGAAUUUAAGAAUCUUGGUAGUACUUUCAAGCAGCUAGGGUUUUGUAUGAUGGACCUAGGGCUCUGUCUGGCCCGAAUAUGUGAUAAGGCCAUUGGUGGCCAAGAGCUGGAGCAGAGUUUGCUGGAAUCGUGCACGGCAAAAGGGCGGCUUAUACAUUAUCAUUCAAUACUUGAUAGCAUUGUUUUGAAAAAAGCAGGGAGAAAAAGAGGAAGCUUGAGAAGACUGGCUAAUCGGAAAAAGGACCAGGUAGAAGACACUAAUGUGGAUUUAAACGGUAAUGAAGUUGGACCUUUUGGAAAUUCCAACCUAUGGCAGCAGUGGCAUUAUGAUUACGGUAUCUUCACUGUGUUGACAGAUCCCUUGUUUAUGUUGCCCUCUUGUUCACCGGAAAAUACAGAGGAAGAGCCAUACGCAUUGUCUUGUGAUCAAGAAAGCCCUUCUCCAAGUGGUCUUACAUAUUUACAAAUAUUUGAUCCCAGUAAGAGCAAGGUUCAGAUGGUUAAGUCCUCUCCUGAAAGUUUCAUCAUUCAGGUUGGAGAAUCAGCUAAUAUUUUAUCCAAAGGAAAGCUCCGCUCAACCCUUCAUUGUGUUUGUAGACCAGCAAAGUUUGAAAACUUAAGCAGGGAAACUUUUGUUGUUUUUUUGCAACCUGCAUGGAGCAAAACCUUCUCAAUGUCGGAUUAUUCUACAGACAACCUCAACUUAGAUGGUCAGCGCUCUGGAGUACCAGAUGAUAAAAAUUACAUUGCCAAUCAGGAUGGUAAUAGAUUCAUUGAAGAAAUUCAUAAAAUCAUUCCACCACUCUCAUUGAGAUUGAAAGAUGGGAUGACUUUUGCGGAGUUCUCACGUGAAACAACCAAGCAGUACUAUGGUGGUGGUGGUUUACAAUCUAAUAGAUGAAAUUACGCCUUGUUUUUCAAUAAUCUGUAUUGAUGCAAUUUUUGGUGAGGUUAUGACAUGUUUUUUAGUUAUCUGUGUUGAUGCAAAUUUUGGUAAUGUCAUGAAAUCAAUUCUCUGAUCAUAUUGCUUGUUAGAAUCUUUCAGUCAAUUAUUUUCAAGCAUCAACAUUUUGUCCUUAAUCGAAUAUUCUUCUUUUCUCUUCCCCGAAUAAUCUAUGAUUCAAUGUUAGAGAAAUUGCAUCAGACAGAUUUUUGGGGAAGCUAACAUCGAAUAUUGUUUGUUAAUGGAGCUUCUAAGCACUUGACUCUUAACUCUCAAAUAUGUAUUUGCUCUACCGUACAGUUCUCUAGCAUUUUUUGUUGGAUUGUUUAAAUUUUGAUUCCUGGGAUCUUGGUUCAGCAAAUUUUAACUCUACGAUAGUGUUGAACAAUCUAUGAUACAUUGGCUAGCAAACUCCAUUGGUCUUGGUCAUUGGUAUUGGCUUUGUUGGGCAUGAUAGCUUCCUUCAGUUCAAUAAUGUGAGUGCUAUCCUCAAACCUUGUAUUGGUUUUAGUUUUGAUUGACUGAUGCUGCAAAUUCUGGGUUGACUAUUGUGUGAAAUAGGUUUCAACAUCAGUGAGCUCUUGUGCCUUAGAAGAUUUCUCGCCGUAUCAUUGUGGACAGUAUGGGAUACAAUUUGUAAAAUUUGGCUUUCAACAUGCUAAGUUCUAGUUAAAGGCAAGCUUGUGCCGCAAUGCAGGAUAGAUUUUCAGUGGUCUACUGGCGGCUUUUGGGCAUCUUUCAUUGGGGUUGAUGAAAACACUCUGCAUAUUAGCACACUCUGCAUAUUGGCUCACUUUGUUGGGUAAAUUUCUACCUUCUCCAAAUACUGUUCUGACCAACAAAAUAUUCUCUAAGCCAAACUCAUGUAUAGACCAAAAGAAUGACUCUCAAACCAACACUGCUUCUUGGUUGAAGUUGCUAAUUGCCAUAGACCAAAAAGAAUGACCCAGCAAAGCUUUUGGCUACUGGGUUUGUAGUUACUGAUGUUUAAUCAAGGGCAAUCUGGACAAACACAAUAUAUACUUUGUUCAGGUUAUAAUGCUGCUUUGAAAAUUCUCA
This is a messenger RNA of Mangifera indica (mango), 2545 nucleotides long. RefSeq lists its product as uncharacterized. Lineage: Eukaryota; Viridiplantae; Streptophyta; Magnoliopsida; Sapindales; Anacardiaceae. The record is from RefSeq and is a predicted model, not a curated record. The transcript is spliced from 2 exons. The coding region runs from base 146 to 1444 and encodes 432 amino acids.